Scylla paramamosain (green mud crab) is the source of this 2526-nucleotide messenger RNA. Its product is annotated as nascent polypeptide-associated complex subunit alpha, muscle-specific form-like. The transcript is spliced from 5 exons. Lineage: Eukaryota; Metazoa; Arthropoda; Malacostraca; Decapoda; Portunidae. The coding region runs from base 1 to 2022 and encodes 673 amino acids. The record is from RefSeq and is a predicted model, not a curated record.
AUGAAGGACGACAACGUGGAGGACUGUCCAGUGUGCCUCACCACCUUUGACGACACCCUCAGGCGGCCACGCACUCUGCCCUGUGGCCAUACAGUGUGCUCGCCGUGCAUUGACGGACUGAAGCAGCAGGAAGACUGGCCUCUCUGCCAGCCGAGCCAGGGAAGCAGGCAACACUUCAUCAGUCACUUGUUGAGUUACACAGUGGUACACAGUAUUAAACUAAUUACAAACACUUACUUCAAACCACCAUUAUCAACACUCCUGCCUAACUUAUUUACCACAGGCCAGGCCUUCACCACACGUCCCUCCGUUUGCACGGUGCCACACACACACACACACACACACACACACACACACACACACUGCCGUGCUGUGUUUCAGGUGGCAGAGGCAUCGCGCGCAGCCCUGCAGGCCGCCACCGCUGCCGCCGCUGCCACACAGGCAGCCCUGGAGGCAGCGGGCACUGCUGCUGCAGCCUCGGGGGACUCCAGCCUCCCAGCAGCCUGGCCCGAGGCCUCCUCCAUCGCGGAUAGGCUGAAGGCUCUGCUGGCGCCGCCCCUGACGGCCGAGGACCUGCACAGCCUAACGCAGCGUGCCAGGGGCCUGGUGGAGGCUGGCCGUCUCUUCGCCGUCCACGCCGUGGAGGGACAGACUCGGCACGCAAGGAUCAUCCUUGAAGACGGCGGCCUUUACCUCCACUCCCUGCAGACCCAGGCCCUGCCGAACCUCACCGCCACCCUGCAGGUGGGUCAGGGCGUCGCGCCCCGCCCUGGUGCCACCACCGCGUGGCUGGAGCGAAGGGGACUGCCCGUCACAACACUCACGCACCCGUUCUCACCCUUACCCUCCCUCACCUUGUCCACCACACCCUGCCCCUCCGCCAGCCACUGUCCCUCCCUCCCUCCCUCCCUGCAGGCCCACACUCCCUGCCCUGCCCCUCCGCCAGGCACUGUCCCUCCCUCCCUCCCUCCCUCCCUGCAGGCCCACACUCCCUGCCCUGCCCCUCUGCCAGGCACUGUCCCUCCCUCCCUCCCGCCCUCCCUGCCUGCAGGCCCACACUGCCCGCCCUGUCCCUCCGCCAGGCACUGUCCCUCCCUCCCUCCCUCCCUCCCUGCACUGCCCCUCUGCCAGGCACUGUCCCUCCCUCCCUGCCUGCAGGCCCACACUGCCCGCCCUGACCCUCCGCCAGGCACUGUCCCUCCCUCCCUCCCUCCCUGCAGUCCCAUACCCUCCCCACACUCCCUGCCUUUCCCCUCCGCCAGGCACCGUCCCCCCCCAUCCCUCCCUCCCUGCAGGCCCACACCCUCUCCACACUCCCCAGCCUGCCCCUCCGCCAGGCACUGUCCCUCCCUCCCUCCCUCCCUCCCUCCCUCCCUGCAGGCCCAAACCCUCCCCACACUUCCCGCCCUGCUCCUCCACCAGACAGUGUCCUUCCCUCCCUCCCUCCCUGCAGGCCCUCACCCUCCCCACACUCCCCGCCCUGCCCCUCCGCCAGCCACUGUCCCUCCCUCUCUCCCACCCUGCAGGCCCACACCCUCCCCACAUCCCCGCCCUGCCCCUUCGCCAGCCACUGUCCCUUCCUCCCUCCCUCCCUCCCUCCUCCCUGGAGGCCCACACCCUCCCCACACUCCCUGCCCUGCCCCUCCGCCAGGUAGUGUCCCUCCCUCCUCCCUGGCGGUGGGGGCUGUCACAGGAGCACCGUCCCUCCCCCUCACUGGUGCCCCUGGCGGUGUGGCAGGCGGGUCUUGUCAUCCUCCUCACAGUGCCUGUACUCAUCACGAGGGAAUCAUCAUCUCAAACACCACCAAUAAUGAGAGUAAUGAGCGUCAUCACAGAAAAAAAGAUGGGGGAGGUGGUGCCGGCCGCCCCCCCCUGCGUGGUGUUCCUGGACCUGGCGUGGCCCGGCAGCGUGGCGCGGCGGGUGGUGGUGAGUCUACCCCAGGACACCCCCAGGGGCCGGCAGUUCAUGCUGCUGUGCUCGGGCCAGCGGGGCGCCUGCUACGCCAACACCAGGCUGUUUGAGGUGAUAUAUGAGGGACAGCCGGGGGAGUGUGUGGUGGGAGGAGACUACCAGACAGGUGAUGGGAGGGGAGGAGCCGCCCUGCUGCCUCACCUUGACCAGGGUGAGUACUGGCAGUCAGGCAAGGCGGGGGCUGUGUUAUGGCCGUGGCGUGAUGACCCUGCCCGUGGUGCUCAGUUCAUCAUCAUCGCCCGGGACGUGCAGCGUGGUAGUGUUUGGCCUGGUGUCUUUGGCCAGGUGGUGCGGGGCCUGGAGGUGGUGCAGGAGGCAGUCCGGCACCGCCCCAUUACUGAGGUGACUGUGGUGCAGUGUGGCGUGGUGCUGUCACGGUAGUGCUGCACCACACCACACACCACACCACACCACACCACUACCAAUAUUAUUUUUUUUGUUAUUUUUUUUAAGAGGAAAGAAGCAAACACACACACACACACACACACACACACACACACACACACACACACACACACACACACACACACACACACACACACACACACACAUCA